Capsella rubella is the source of this 2735-nucleotide messenger RNA. RefSeq names its product nitrate regulatory gene2 protein. NCBI's taxonomy places the organism in Eukaryota, Viridiplantae, Streptophyta, Magnoliopsida, Brassicales, Brassicaceae. The transcript is spliced from 4 exons. The record is from RefSeq and is a predicted model, not a curated record. The coding region runs from base 76 to 2481 and encodes 801 amino acids.
UUGAGUUUCCAUCUCUGUCUCUCUCCGAUCGAUCUGAAGUAGUAAGUAGCAGAGAGAGCUUUCGAGAGGAAGAAGAUGGGUUGUGCCCAAUCUAAGAUCGAGAACGAAGAAGCUGUUACUCGUUGCAAAGACCGCAAAAAGUUGAUGAAAGAUGCCGUCACUGCUCGUAACGCUUUCGCCGCCGCUCACUCUGCUUACGCCAUGGCUCUUAAAAACACCGGAGCUGCUCUCUCCGAUUACUCCCACGGCGAAUUUUUAGUCUCUUCCGCCUCCGCCGCUGCUGCUAUCGCUUCUACCUCUUCUCUUCCCACCGCUAUUUCUCCUCCUCCUCCUACUUCCGCCGCCGCUGUUUCUAAUUCCGCCGCUUCUUCUUCUUCUUCCUCCGCCGCGAUUCCUCAGUCGAUUCCUGAUACUCUUCCUCCUCCUCCUCCGCCUCCGCCUCUUCCUCUUCAGCGUGCUGCUACUAUGCCGGAGAUGAACGGUAGAUCCGUUGGCGGUCCUUCUGGUAGUGGUCUCAACGGUAUUGAAGAAGACGGAGCCCUAGAUCACGAUGAUGAUGAUGAUGAUGAUGAAGAAUCCGAAGUGGAGAAUCGUGACCGUUUGAUUAGGAAAUCGAGAAGCCGUGGAGGUAGUAAUAGAGGAGGUAGGCCGAUGAUUGAUGAUCAUCAUCAUCACCUAGAGGAGAAGGCGCCGCCGCCUCUUCCGGCCACUAAUUCACGGCCAACUCCGCCGCCACGUCUGCAUCAGCAUCAACAACAGCAGCAACAACCUUUCUACGAUUACUUCUUCCCUAAUGUUGAGCAUAUGCCUGGAACCACGUUAGAAGACACUCCUCCGCAACCACCACAACCAGAGGUUUCAAAACCUCUGCCUCCCCAACCGCGGUCACCUGUUACAGAGGAAGAUGAUGAUGAUGAUGAUGACGAUGAUGAUGAUGAAGAAGAAGAAGAAGAGGAGGCGGUAGAGACUGUACCUGAAAGGAAAGCUCCCGUGGAGGAAAGACCGAAGAGAGUUGAGGAAGUGAGUGUUGAAUUGGAAAAAGUUACUAAUUUGAGAGGGAUGAAGAAGAGUAAAGGUAUGGCGAUGGCUGGAGAGAGGAGAGGAGUGAGAAUGCCGGGGACGACGAAUUUGGGGAAUGUAUUCACUGAGCUUGAUGAUAACUUCUUGAAAGCUUCUGAAAGUGCUCAUGAGGUUUCUAAGAUGCUUGAAGCAACUAGGCUCCAUUACCAUUCUAACUUUGCAGAUAACCGAGGACAUAUUGAUCACUCUGCUAGAGUGAUGCGUGUAAUUACGUGGAAUAGAUCGUUUAGAGGAAUACCAAAUGCUGAUGAUGGGAAAGAUGAUGUCGAUUUGGAAGAGAAUGAAACUCAUGCUACUGUUCUUGACAAAUUGCUAGCAUGGGAAAAGAAGCUCUAUGAAGAAGUCAAGGCCGGUGAACUCAUGAAAAUCGAGUACCAGAAAAAAGUUGCUCAUUUAAAUCGGGUGAAGAAACGAGGUGGUCACUCAGAUUCAUUAGAGAGAGCCAAAGCAGCGGUUAGUCAUUUGCAUACAAGAUACAUAGUUGAUAUGCAGUCCAUGGACUCCACAGUUUCAGAGAUCAAUCGUCUUCGGGAUGAACAACUAUACCUAAAGCUCCUUCACCUUGUCGAGGCGAUGGGGAAGAUGUGGGAGAUGAUGCAAAUGCAUCAUCAAAGACAAGCAGAGAUCUCAAAGGUUUUGAGAUCUCUAGACAUUUCGCAAGCGGUGAAAGAAACAAAUGAUCAUCAUCACGAACGUACUAUCCAGCUCUUGGCAGUGGUUCAAGAAUGGCACACACAGUUUUGCAGGAUGAUAGAUCAUCAGAAAGAAUACAUAAAGGCACUUCUGGGAUGGUUAAAGCUAAAUCUCAUACCUAUCGAAAGUACACUCAAGGAGAAAGUAUCUUCGCCUCCUCGAGUUCCCAAUCCCGCAAUCCAUAAACUCCUCACCAUUUGGUAUGAUCGUUUAGACAAAAUCCCUGAUGAAAUGGCAAGAACUGCCAUAAUCAAUUUUGCAGCGGUUAUAAGCACGAUAAUGCAGCAGCAAGAAGAUGAGAUAAGUCUCAGAAACAAAUGCGAAGAGACAAGAAAAGAACUGGGAAGAAAAAUUAGACAAUUUGAGGAGUGGUACUAUAAAUACAUGCAAAAAAGAGGACCGGAGGGGAUGAAUCCGGAUGGGUCAGAAGCGGAUAACGAUCAUAAAGACGAGGUAGUUGUGAGGCAAUUCAAUGUAGAACAAAUUAAGAAGAGGUUGGAAGAAGAAGAAGAAGCUUACCACAGACAAAGCCAACAAGUUAGAGAAAAGUCAUUAGCCAGCCUUCGAACUCGCCUUCCCGAGCUUUUUCAGGCGAUGUCUGAGGUUGCAUAUUCAUGUUCGGAUAUGUAUAGAUCUGUUACGUAUAUGACUCAGCGGCAAAGCCAAAGCGAACGGCAUCAGAAACCUAGCCAGGGACAGGGUUCGUAAGAACUCAUGUAAAGAUCAGGGACUCACAGACGAGUAAUGUCUUCUUUUUCUAUGAUCUUGUAUUUUUUAAGCAUACACAAAUACGACGUAUAGUUAAUUUUUUAUCAUUGCUUUCUUGUAGAAAGGUUUGUUACAAUUAAGAUUCAUAUAGUGUUUGAUUUAUAAGGAAUUGUUCUGUUGAGUUAUAAGAACGUUGUGUAUUGAGCAUUUGUAAUUUUGUAUAGUGAUGAAUCAUUGGAAUUUAUCAACCCAUA